AAAACGUGACGUAGGGCUUUACGUGGAGUAGUCUGUUAGAGAUGGCGUCCCUUCUGCAGCCAGACAGGGUACUCUACCUAGUUCGCGGAGAGAAAAAGAUCCGAUCCGCGUUGUCUCAACUAUACUUCUGCCGUUAUUGCAGCGAAUUGCGUUCACUGGAAUGUGUGUCACAUGAAGUGGAUUCACACUACUGCCCUAGUUGCCUGGAAAAUAUGCCGUCAGCAGAGGCAAAACUUAAAAAGAACAGGUGUGCCAACUGCUUUGACUGCCCAUGUUGCAUGCAUACUCUGUCCACUCGAGCCACCAACAUACCUGCCCCCCUUCCCGAUGACCCCACUAAGACUACCAUGAAGAAGGCCUACUAUCUGGCUUGUGGGUUCUGUCGCUGGACCUCCCGAGAUGUGGGCAUGGCAGACAAAUCCGUUGCCAGUGGAGGAUGGCAAGAACCAGAGAACCCGCAUACUCAGAGGAUCAAUAAGCUGAUCGAGUACUAUCAGCAGCUAGCCCAGAGAGAGAAACUGGAGAGGGACAGGAAGAAGCUGGCCAGGAGGCGGCCUUUCAUGCCCCAGGCCUUCUCGCAACACACUAUUCACGUGGUGGAGAAGUAUGGCUUGGGAACCAGGCUUCAGAGACACCGGUCAGGCGCUCCCAUCACCAGUCUCUACGGCCUGUCCCUUAAAGAAGGGGAGGAUCAAAAAGAGAUCACCAUUGAGCCUGCACAGGCCUUGGACGAGGUGGAGCCGCUGCCUGAAGACUACUACACCCGACCCGUCAACCUCCCAGAGGUGACCACCCUGCGGCAGAGGCUUCUCCAGCCAGACUUCCAGCCGGCGGGGGCGUCUCAGCUGCACCCCAAACACAAGCACCUCCUGAUCAAACGCUCACUGCGCUGCAGGAAAUGUGAGCACAACCUGAGCAAGCCGGAGUUUAAUCCAACUUCUAUAAAGUUCAAAAUCCAGCUGGUGGCUGUGAGUUACAUCCCUGAAGUGAGAAUAAUGUCCAUCCCCAACCUUCGACACAUGAAGGAGAGUCAGGUGUUGCUGACCCUCACCAACCCAGUGGAGCACGUCACCCACGUCACCCUGAUCGCCUGUGAGGAGGGCGACUCCGACGACGUCAACAGCACUGCCAAGGUUAUGGUUCCUUCAAAGGAGCUGGUUUUGGCAGGGAAGGAUGCGGCCGCAGAGUAUGAUGAACUGGCUGAACCACAAGACUUCCAGGAUGACCCAGAUGUGGUGGCGUUCCGGAAGUCCAACAAGAUGGGCUUCUUCAUCAAGGUGGUGCCGCAGCGCGAGGAGGGCGACGUCACCGUGGCGUUCCGGAUGCGCCACGACUUCCGCAACCUGGCCGCGCCCAUCCGGCCCAGCGAGGAAGGCGAGGCCCCCACCGAGGCCGUCUGGCUCACACACCACGUGGAGCUGAGCUUGGGGCCUCUGGCACCCUGAGCAGACUCCACACACACUUAUAUACACACAUACACACACACACACACACACUCAUGCAGUGUACACGCACUCACGUGAGCUCCCAAAUACAUAUCAGAGAGAAUAAAACAUACAGACCACACACACACACACACACACACACACACACACACACACACACACACACACACACACACACACACACACACACACACACACACACACACACACACACACAAACACCAUUGGAGCACUUCCAAACACUCACAACAUCACACACUACUUGUUAGCCCAGAGACCUUGUCAGCUACAUGCUAGCCAGCUAGUCAUCCAACAUGUACUUAGGAAGCUAUUUAACUGCAUGCAGUUGCUGUGUCCUGUACCGGUCAUGUCCUAUGCCCUUGGCAGACAGGAUCCUGCCACAGGGUUUUAGAGUGCAAUGGCGCUGUUCCUCUUCGCACAGUUUAUUGUUAGCAAAACACAAAGGAGGUUGUAGAAGAGACGGCUAGUGGAACAGAAGCUCAUUCAGUGUUCAGAGGUGAAGCAACGUCCGGUUGGAUCCAUGCUUGGGAGUGAAAUGACAUCAGAUAGGUUUUUUUUUUUUUCCUCUUUCUUUUGUUUUAUUUAUUUGUUUUUUUUCCGAAGGUGAGAUUUCUAAGCAGUAUAGUUAUGAUUAUACAGCGAUAGAGAAUGUUGUUAAAACAACCAUUUUUCAUAUAUGUUCUUUUGUUGUUGUUUUUGCCUUAUUUUUUUAACACAUUUUUCAAAGAAGAAGGCCUGUAUUAAGAUGAGCGGAUGAAUGAAUAUGGUUAAUGAAUAUGUUUUUAUGUUUUUUGUUUUUGUUUUUGCCUGUGUAGCUUGCAGUCCCUCUUUGUUGGUUUCCCCCUCAAGUCACUGGCCUUGUGAAAGCUUUUAUUAGGCAUAUUUGCUGACCUUUGACCUUUUUCUUAGACAUUGUUCUCAAUCUCAGCAUUCCUUACCUUCUGAUGUCAACGUAAAACUGUUGUGAUUGCAGAUAUUUUAGAAACGAUUUGUUAUUGAAUUUGUUGCGUAUUCUGCCGUUUCUGUGCCGCCCCAUCUGGUGGCAAAACUUGCAAAUUUAUUGGCUUCUGCUUCUAAUCAAUAAAACCCUACAUGCAG
Molecule: messenger RNA, 2564 nt
Organism: Clupea harengus (Atlantic herring)
Lineage: Eukaryota; Metazoa; Chordata; Actinopteri; Clupeiformes; Clupeidae
Gene: dctn4
Product: dynactin 4
Cellular component (GO): dynactin complex
Source: RefSeq, a predicted model, not a curated record